Penicillium lagena is the source of this 366-nucleotide messenger RNA. RefSeq lists its product as uncharacterized. The transcript has 2 exons. The coding region runs from base 1 to 366 and encodes 121 amino acids. Lineage: Eukaryota; Fungi; Ascomycota; Eurotiomycetes; Eurotiales; Aspergillaceae. The record is from RefSeq and is a predicted model, not a curated record.
AUGGCGUCCUCCGUCGACUCUAUCCACGACGACUCCGACGCUCCCCACACUGGAGCCCGCACACCCACCGGCCGCACCCAUUUCUCCUCUGCGGCAGGCGCAUCAGAGCUCUCCCCGCCAGGCUCACAGCCACAGCAAAUGUCGCAGUUCCCCAUCGGCGAUUUUGAGGCCGCUCCGGAGACGAUGGGCGCCGGUGCUGGUGCCGCGGCGGGCAAGGGCUCCGAGCCGCAUGUCGCGGCGUGGAAGAGUCGUCGGGCGCAGGAGGAGUAUCAGCGCGCUAUGGAGUAUGUGAUUGAUAAGGAAUUUAAUCUGAAUGAAUUCGGGGAUCCGUUUGAUGAGCGGGACUUGGAGCAGAAGUUGCUGUGA